CGUCCCGCCAAACCCACCCCCUCGCCUCCCCCGCCCGCGUGGUCGUCGCCACCGCAGCCGCCCGAGAGGAACUGGGGGAGGACGGUGGCCCGCGAGGCUCGUCGCAGACAACGCGGCGGCGAUGUCCGCGAGCCAGGCGAGUGCCGCGGCGGCAGCGGCGGGGCCUUGCGCGCGGCAGGGCGGCCUGGGCUGCGGCCUCCCUCCGGUUCCCUGGAAGCGGGCCCGCGACCAGCGCGGGAGCAGCAGCAGAGGCGGAGGCUCCAACGCGUCUCUCUCCUCCCCUUCAGCUUGAGCCAGGGGAAGCCAGGCGGCCCGGGUGUCUGGAGGGGGGGUCUGCUGUCCGAGAAUGGGAAUUCUCUUCACCAGAAUAUGGAGACUGUUCAAUCACCAGGAGCACAAAGUUAUCAUUGUUGGGCUGGAUAAUGCAGGGAAAACUACCAUUCUUUACCAAUUUUCUAUGAAUGAAGUUGUACAUACAUCUCCUACAAUAGGAAGUAAUGUAGAAGAGAUAGUGAUUAAUAAUACACGUUUCCUAAUGUGGGAUAUUGGUGGCCAAGAAUCUCUUCGUUCUUCCUGGAACACUUACUAUACUAACACAGAGUUUGUAAUAGUUGUUGUGGACAGUACAGACAGAGAGAGGAUUUCUGUAACUAGAGAAGAGCUCUAUAAAAUGUUAGCGCAUGAGGACCUAAGAAAAGCUGGAUUGCUGAUUUUUGCUAAUAAACAAGAUGUUAAAGAAUGCAUGACUGUAGCAGAAAUCUCCCAGUUUUUGAAGCUAACUUCUAUUAAAGAUCACCAGUGGCAUAUCCAGGCAUGCUGUGCUCUAACUGGCGAGGGGUUGUGCCAAGGACUUGAAUGGAUGAUGUCACGACUUAAGAUUAGAUGAUCUCUACUGACCUCUUCUCAUAGACUUUGUAUAAAUGAAGUGCUGGACUUUACCUGAAAGCUGCAAAAAUUAAUGGUUUAGAUAUAUUUAUAAUAAACUGAUUUAAACUUUUUCUAUAAGAAGAAAAAUUAAGACCACUUAUUUGAAAACAAAGAUGAAGUCUCACCUUCCAAUUUACUUUCUUAUUAGUUUUUUCCAAAGUAAGUUAUUAAAGCUGUGAUUGACGUUUUUCUCAUAAUGAAUCCUCUCAGGACAUUGUGUAGCCUGUGGUAAGUACAAAGGGAGAGGAAGACAUUUUGAAUUUUAAGAGCUUUAUUAUCAGUAUAACCCUCCCUAGUUGAAUGUUGUUUUCUUCUUGUUCCAUUAAGUCAAAAUACAAAUCAGCACAGAUACUCAGUUUCCAAUAUUUUAAAAUGUAAUGUUACUUAUGAAAAGUAUUUUGCUUAAGGUUGUGUGUGUAUUGUGUAUAUACCUCAAGUUCAAGUUAAUGGCAUUGAUUUAUGUUCCAGAGAAAAAUAACACAAAUAUUAAUAAUAUCCUUCGUUAUAACCAUAAUGAGAUAAGUAUUGGCAUUGGUGUUCAGUGCCAUUUUAUACUUUCUCUCUAUGUUCUCUGUAUUGUACUAACCAACCUCCCAAAUCAUUGAGCUGCUUAUUUAAAAAAAAAAAGGAAAAGGAAAAAGCAUGACAUUGCGUAUUGAUUUUUUGUUGUUGACCAAAAUCACAAACAUGGAAACACAUAAUUCAACAGAGUGGGAUAGCUAUCAGAUUCUUGGCUUAGUAUUACUAAUGGGCAGGAUUGUACAAUGAGCAACUAUCAGAUUAUUCCUUUCAGUGGUUCUUAUGGCAUCUAAAUUACUGAAUAAAUUAUUAAUCCAUUAAUCAGUGAAUCAAAUUAUGAUUAAAAUUAUCAAAUGAAUGCUCAGCAUUCAUUGAAAACUGUUGUGUGAAACAUGUCUACCCAGAAAAGUAAUAUUCUAUAAAUACUAUUAAAAAACUUAGCUAUAUUAUUUUUAAGCAUUAAAUUAUAUGUCAAGGAGUUAAAGUGAAUUUCAGAGUAAAAGGCAUGUUUCUGAGCAACAUUGAUAAUUUCUUAAUUUGUCAAUUUCUUCUUAUUUUGGUACUUGGAAUAUAGUGUGAGAUUUUUUAUUUCUAAAUUUUGUUGUAUCUAUUACAUAAAUGCAUUGACAAUUAUAAACUGCAAGUGUUUUUUGAAUGAUUUUAAGAAUUUGGUUUAAAAAUUGAUUGCUACCAUGUAUUAUUUGUACUAAGAAGUAACUUGACCCAAAACACCCUCUCUGUUUGCUUAGGGUAUUUUUUUCAAUGUCUGAAAGUUAGAGGUAUUCCUGUCACAAUUGUAAACAAACUUAUCCUAAAUGUGUUAAAACAUAUUCUGGGAUACUCUAUCUCUAUGUAUCUUUCAUGCCUUGAAAAUCUGAAGGUUAAUCCAAACUCACUUGUUUUAGCAUAUUUAAGAAAAAAAAAAAACUACUUUUAAUAUCAGCCUUUUAAGUUUCAUGAAGAUUUUGGUGAGGAAUAAUAGUAUAUACUUUAAAUAUUGACAAAACUUUGAAAGUUUUCUUUCUUUAAAAUGGGAAAUACUCAAUAUCUAAAUCCAGGUCAGGCAUGGGAGAUCAGUAUUUAACAUUGAUGUUUUGUAUUUUAUAUUUAUAAUGUUCAAAAUGCAAGCAUAACAUUUAAUCUUUGUCCACAUGGUUUUACAAAAGUAAAUCUUAAAUUACUAAGCUUUUCUCAUAUGUUCUCAUACUUUUUCAAAUCACUAUAAAGAAUUACUUGUUAUCAAUUAAAAAUCUCCUUCCCCCAAAUCUGUAUUACGGUUUCACCAGACAAAUAUUCUGUGAUGUAGCCCAGAAAAUCCGCACCUUUUGUCCUUUUUAUUUUUUAAUUUGAAUAAUCAUGUGCUUAGUCCCUUGGAUUACUGCCACAUCAGUUUAACACAGUAUCAGCACAUUACCUUGUCAUCAAGAGAUUGGCUCAGAUUUAUUCUUAAUUGGAUGUUUAAAGCAUGCACUACCUUGUUACAGUUGGUUUAGUGGAUUAUUGACUUGACAUCAUGAGAAGAUGUGUAAUUUUAUACCACAUUUAUAAAAUAUGAUUUUGUUUUCUACCCUUCAAGGUAAACAUUAAAAAUAAGGUGGUAUUUGUGUACUUGUACAUAAAACCAAAAUUAUAGUUGGGAAGAAAUAAAUUUAUAUAUGAAAAUGUCAAAAUCAUUUUAACAGUAUUAUUUUCAGAUAAGAUGGAGAGGCUGGUGAAAAGUCAUAUUGGCAAUUGGUAUGUAGUUUAAGUGGAAUUAAGCAAAGGGAGAUGCUUUUGGGUUUUUAACAUGCCACUUUUGAGUGAAAACAUCUCGUGGAGUCAUUGUGUUCAGCUCUGAGAAGAACAAAGAUUCAUACUUCUGUACAUGUGGUUGGAUUUAAAUAUCCUGUUUUUGAUACUAAUUUUGAAAGUUAUUUAACUUCUUUUGAUAUCUGGGCAAAAGUAACCAUAUGCUAUAAGCAUUUGAAUAUGUUUAAUUUUGUCAUAAUAGCAUCUGUGAAAGUGUAUCUUACACAUUAUAUAGAGGGUUCUUGUUUGAAAUUUUCACUUCUUUUUUAUCUUCCCAGUACAUCUUGGUCCUCAUAAUGGGCAAAGCAUACAACGAAGGCAGGUGGCUUAGGGGUUAUAGUGGGGAAGUGGAUAGGGGAUUCAUUUUCUUAUAUGACAUUUUGCCUUAAGAAUAUAAGUGUUUUAGCGCUGCUGACUGGCAUUUUUAAUAUAGGUAGUGAAAAUGACUUUAGAAGCAUGGGAUGAAAUAGAGGGAAGAAGAGUUUUUAUUUUCUGGCCUUAAAAAGUGCCUAGUAGGUCAUUUGAGACCUAGAGAAGUGCACAGAGCUUGAGCAAAGGCAUGAAGUCCCUGACUUUCUUUUCCUUUUUGUCUCAGUAUAUAGUAUUAAGAUGCCUAGAAACAUGACUCUAUUGUCCCCUCUUGUAUAGGCACUUUAUGUUUCUUGCUGUCACUACAGCAACCACAUACAGUACGGACAACCACAAAACCUGUUUAUAUUAGUGUAAAUAGAAAAACUAUAGACAACUUUCUAGAUUUCUCUGCAGGCAUUUUUGGGAAUGUAUGUAUAAUAGGCUCUGCUUUGUAUACAGGAGAUAGUACCACAUCAUCGGUUAUCUCCAAACUCCAGUCUUCUCUCAAUUGCCCAGUUAUAUCUUGUCAUCAAUCCCUUUUUCAAGGCUGGGAAGAGACAAGUUUCUCCAUGUAACUUUGACCCCUCACACUCUCCAAAUGUAAUCUGGAUCUCCUUGCUUUCAAGAUCAGCUUCCCCAUAGCUCAGGUAUCCCCUUCUCUCCUGUGUCUUCAUUUACUCUCAGUGAAGAUAUCUCUGUCCUGGAGGUUACUUUAAACUUUCUCUAUAACCAUUGCUGUAGACAAUGGUUUCCAAACCAGUAGUUUCUAUGCAGCUUUUCUAGUUCCUUGCUAUCUUCUCACCACUGACUUGAGGCAGUGAUUUGGACCUUGCUCAUUAGAGAGCAUUAUCAGAGAUGUGGAGUCCAUCAGAAGACCAGCUUGCAGUGUGAAUAGCAUAUAGAUGCCAAUAUUAUAAUUCUUUAUAUUUAACAUUUUCAUGCUUCUUAAUUUAACUUCACAUGUUGGGAAGUAGAUUCAGAAACUUAGGAGAAAUACCCAGACUCUGCCACUUCCUUGAGUUACUAGUUAGGCAUGGGCAGGAUUAAGUUUUGUGUAUUAUCUUCCCACUACCAAGAAUGGUUAUGUUUCACAGAAUACCAGUUCAGUUUGAGUUGGAAAAAGAUGCCAAACCAAAUUUAUAUAUAGCCUAUAACCUAAGGGCAUUCUUGAAGCUAUUGCCCACAUCCCAUUUUUUAGUUCAUGUUUACUUACAAAAUAGAGAUAAACAUUAGAUGUCUAAAGGAGUGAGUAAUGAAAAGCCUGUCCUUACAAAAUAAACCUGUUUAAAUGGGCUUUAAAAGACAUCAAAAUAAUCACUUGUCAUGCAUUGACUGUAAAUAGAGAUAAAGAAAUACGUCUUUAAAGCUCCACUUAUACAAAAAUAAAACUUCUAUAUCAUGUUCCCUCGAAGAAUGUAUGAUACUUUAUUUUAAGACCAUGAUAAUAGAGUAAAAAGGAAAGAAAGCCAGAAAUUAGAAUUUUGGAUGCUAAAAAGUAACUUUCUAGUUAACCCUAAAGCCCUGUCAAAUUGGGAAGAAAUGUUCCAGGAUACACUUGGAUUGGUUAUGCAGUAUUUCUUAUCAAUUGUCUAGCCCUUGUGUAUUGUUCUGAAAACUAAAGUUUAAAUCUUUAUGCUGUUACCUGCUAGACAUCCCGUUCUUUGGUAAAAAAUUCCCAUAGUCUGUACUCAAGAAGUGCCUAAAAAUGGACUUGGGUUGAUUUUAAGCCCAUCUAAUAAAUUAUAUGUAUUUUCUAUGGUAUCGUAUGUGCUUGUCUUAACUGAUGACAUAGCCUAGAGGGUUUCUGUCACAAUUUGUGCUUUAUUUGAAUAAAAAGUCUUUUUUUUCUUUUUCUUUUUUUUUUUUUUUUGAGACAUUGUCUUACUCUGUCGCCCAUGCUGGACUGCAGUGGCGUGAUCUCGGUUCACUGCAACCUUCACCUCCCCGGUUCACGCCAUUCUCCUGCCUCAGCCUGCCAAGUAGCUGGGACUACAGGUGCCUGCCACCACGCCCGGCUAAUUUUUUUGUAUUUUUAGUAGAGACAAGGUUUCACCAUGUUAGCCAGGAUGGUCUCGAUCUGCUGACCUCGUGAUUCGCCUGCCUUGGCCUCCCAAAGUGCUGGAAUUACAGGCGUGAGCCACUGUGCCUGGCCUGAAUAAAAAGUCUUGAAAUUGAAGACACUCACCUAACCCUCAACAAACCAUGACGUAAUGAAGCACAAGCCACACCAUUUUGUCUCUUUCCUAAUACAAAUAGUCAUGUCCCUGGCAUUAGUUCAUGCCGAGACUAGAAAACUGAACCCUACUACUGUUUUUUAAAAAACAAUUUUAACAGAAUAUUAAACUGUAUGUUUGAAAUCAUAAGUAAAAGUUUGUUGCUUGCAUACGAGUAGCCUCUUGAUUCUCAUGGUGGUGAUUUUGCAUCGUGUCAUUUAGAUGUUGAGCCAUUUGUGCAUGUGCAUAAGUGCCCAAAUUCCUCCUCUUUGUUUAGAUUCUACUUACAAAUCAGACUAAUAGAAUCUGAAUACAUUUAUCAUAUAUUCUUCCAGGGUUUUUUUUUUUAACUGACUGUAGAGUGUGGCUGUAAGUUCUGGGGCAAAGCUUGAUUGUAUUUUCAGUUAUGUAUAGUUACAUUGUUUCAUGUUAGAAAUCAUCGUGCAUGGGAAGUAAAAUGUGCAUAUGAUUUUAAAUUAUUGUAAUAUGUACUAUACCCUUCCCCUAAACUUCUUUCAUUGAUGAUACACAGAAUUCCUCUAUUUUUGCUUGAAAAUAGUCCUUUAGAUUGGAGUAGCCUUUUCUUACAUCCCUCUGUGGUUCCAUGAGAUGAGGUGAUACCUGCAAAGCACUUUUAAAGAUGUUUUUUAGGCUAAUGUCCAGGAUACAGCAUUGAGGACGCAGCUAUGUCUAAUGAGGGCUCUGUUGGUUGCUAGAGAUGAGAGAAAUGUAUACUAAUCAUUUUAAUUUGUACUUAAAAUACAUUUUACUAAUCAUAUUGAUUUUAAAUAUGACAUUCUUCUUGUAGAUAUUAAUCUUUCUUGUUUAUCAUAUUGUCCUAGAGAAGCCUAGAUAAAAAUGGGUUCCACCUAAUCUCUGUAUAACACCUUCCCCCGCUCUGCUCCCCAUCCCUGCCAAUUGAGCUCUAUGCAUAUUGACAAGCAAAUAAGAAAAUCUUUGGUUUCUUGUAUUUGAAUUUCCAAAACAAUAAAAGGUUUUGACUUAAGAUUUGCAUGCAAGAAGAGGCAGAAAUUUUGUCUCAUCUUUUUAUCAUUUUGCGAACUUGUGUUUCUCUGUAUGCUAGGAAAAUUUUACACACAAGGAAUGUUUGAAAAACAAUUUUAGAGUGCCUGGGUGGCUUUUAUUUGGUCAGUACUGAUGUGUUGGGUGUCUAGGGAAAUAAUGCUUCAGGACCUUUUUAACAACACAGCUUCAUGAAUGACUGGGGGAUGUUUAUGUUUGUGCUGAGAAAAGGGAGGGAGUGGACAGGUUGGAGUGGGGACCUUCAUUGAAAGCAGCGCAGUCAGCUACUUUGUAGAUGUGUUUUUUCAUUAUACUUAUAACAAUGUUCUUGUGUCCAUAAUUGACUGAAAUGUCAAGCUCCAGGAAUGCAAAGUGUUUAUCAGGUGACCAGAAGUAGAACCUUGUUGAUUAUGAAAUGGAAGAAUAACGUCAAGGUAGUUGGGGUAAAAUGACAAAUAAGAUUUUACUGGUGAAUUUCCAUGCUUAAUAUGUACAUUAACCUCUUUUUAAGUUGCAUGUUAAUCUGGUAUAACGUAUUGUCUCUGGUUUAUGCUUUGAGUAAAAAGGCAAAAAAAAAAAGACGAGUUACAAUUGUUAACUCUGUUAUGUACUAUUACAUAUACCUUUUCUUUUAGAAAGGGUUAAUUAUAAUUACUAUUCACA
This is a messenger RNA of Macaca mulatta (Rhesus monkey), 7484 nucleotides long. It is a transcript of the gene ARL5A, whose product is annotated as ADP ribosylation factor like GTPase 5A. NCBI's taxonomy places the organism in Eukaryota, Metazoa, Chordata, Mammalia, Primates, Cercopithecidae. Gene Ontology annotation, molecular function: GTP binding; GTPase activity. The record is from RefSeq and is a predicted model, not a curated record.